UACAAUAAGAGCAAUAAAGCAUUCUCUCUUAAAUUUCUGAAAGUUUCUUUGUACGAGAGCCCGAAGAAGUCAAAGGAAAUCCUCAGGUAUCACAUUGGCCUCACAGAUUCUUCCAGAACAAUGAAGCCCUCCAGCAUUAAAAGAUCAUUUCUCUCUCUUUCUCUACUUGCCUUUCUUCUGUUGGCUACGCUGCCUCAUCUCUCUCGUGCUGACGUCGGCACUGCCGCUCACUACAGUCCUCCAUACACACCGACCGCGUGUUUCGGUAAUGAUCCAUCGCAGUUCCCAUCGAGCAACCUCUUUGCUGCGGCGGGUGAAGGGAUCUGGGACAACGGAGCAUCGUGUGGGAGGCAGUACCUAGUGCGGUGCAUCAGCGCCUCCGUCUCUGGAACCUGCAUUCCCAGCCAAACUAUCCAAGUCCGAAUCGUCGACCGAGCGCUAACCGCGUCUUCACGCCCCUCGAGCAAGGGCGCAACCAUCGUCCUCUCAACAACGGCAUUUGGUACUAUUGCAAAGUCUUCCGCCGCAGCCGUCAACGUUGAGUAUCAACAGGUUUGAAGGGGACAUACACAUGGACAUCUGAGCUGGUCAACGAGUUCCCCGGUCUAAAUAAUUAGGAAAUAAUGCGGUUUCAUCUGUUAAACGUACUAAACUGGAUAUUGAUCAAUAUAAUUAU
Messenger RNA from Syzygium oleosum, 676 nucleotides. RefSeq names its product EG45-like domain containing protein. The record is from RefSeq and is a predicted model, not a curated record. NCBI's taxonomy places the organism in Eukaryota, Viridiplantae, Streptophyta, Magnoliopsida, Myrtales, Myrtaceae. Bases 121 to 558 code for a protein of 145 amino acids. The transcript is spliced from 4 exons.